UCACAGAUAAGUGUAGGUAGGACUUAUAAAGGCGGCUCCCUCUUGGGUCACAACCAAUUUCCCCUUAUCCUAUUCAAUUUCUCAUAAAAUCCUCACAUUUCUAUCUUUAGCUUGAUUCCUACACCCGAAAUCUUUAGACCCAAGGAAUCCAAGGAGAUGGAAGUGGUGGUACCGGUCCCUGCGGUGGACUUCAACGUCGAUAGCACAUGUUCAUCUCCAUACAUGACUGCUCCUUCAAGUCCUCAACACUCUGGCAAUUUCUUCUUCAGUGCUCCAGCCACCCCUGCUCGUGCUUCUUCUCUCUAUCGUGGGAUUAACGAUUUCUCUCAUGUCACCGAUUCUUCAUCCGCAGUCCCUCGCGAGUGGGAGGAAAAGCCUGGUACACCAAAAAGAGAAGGUUUUGAUGGCAGGGUCGACGGAAAAGAUCAGAGCAACACUGAUGAUGGUCAUGGGUGUGAAGAUUUCGAGUUCAACUUUAGUGGGCAGUUGGAGAGAACUUCUUUGUCUGCUGAGGAGCUUUUCGAUGGUGGAAAGAUUCGGCCUCUUAAACCCCCGCCUGGCUAUGAACAGUUUUCAAGUACCGUUUCUUCUACAAGAUCCCCAAAACCAAGAGCUUUUUGGAAGGAUUUUGAUCCAUUAGAAGCAGUCAUCGAGAAUUGUCGUAAAAGAGUUGUAGUAAUCAAAGAACCGCCACAACAGAAGCAAGAACAGGAGCAAAAUAACAUACAAUUUAAAUCACAACAACGAGGGAGAGAAAGAAUUUCUGGUUCUUCUUCAUCAUCUUCAAGCUACAACUACGUUCAUAAGAAAAGCAGAUCUCUGUCUCCUUUGAGAGUAUCUGACAUUAUGUUUGAGCAAGAGGAAAGCUCACCACAAUCCCCAAAAACCAUUGUUUCCACAUCAACCAAUCCUAAAUCUUACGUUUCUUCAAUCCUGUCAGCUAUUUCAUUUUCGAAACAUAACAGAAAGUGGAAGUUGAAAGACUUAUUGUUGUUUAGGAGUGCAUCAGAAGGCAGAGCAACAAGUAAAGAUCGCCUUAGAAAAUAUUCUCUCUUGUCUAAGAAAGAGCCAGAGAUUGUUAAAAAUGCAAGCUUCCGGUCCACUGAGACUAUUGGUUCGAUAUCCAGUUCCAGGAGGAAAGCACCGGUUUCGCCUCACGAGUUGCAUUACACGGCGAAUCGGGCUGUCUCAGAGGUGAUGAGGAGGAAGACUUUUUUGCCUUACAAGCAGGGUCCUCUUGGAUGCUUGGGGUUCAACCCUGGAAUGCAUGAGCUUUCUCGGGGUAUUGGGUCUUUGACACAUGGAUGACCAAGACUUCCUGAUCUAAUGUUAUUUUUAUAAUAACCAUAGCUCAAAAUAAUAGAAAGAGAU
Messenger RNA from Durio zibethinus, 1371 nucleotides. RefSeq lists its product as uncharacterized. The record is from RefSeq and is a predicted model, not a curated record. Lineage: Eukaryota; Viridiplantae; Streptophyta; Magnoliopsida; Malvales; Malvaceae.